This is a messenger RNA of Mercenaria mercenaria, 2004 nucleotides long. RefSeq names its product guanine nucleotide-binding protein G(i) subunit alpha-like. Gene Ontology annotation, biological process: adenylate cyclase-modulating G protein-coupled receptor signaling pathway. Gene Ontology annotation, molecular function: G-protein beta/gamma-subunit complex binding; G protein-coupled receptor binding; GTPase activity. Gene Ontology annotation, cellular component: heterotrimeric G-protein complex. The transcript has 7 exons. The record is from RefSeq and is a predicted model, not a curated record. NCBI's taxonomy places the organism in Eukaryota, Metazoa, Mollusca, Bivalvia, Venerida, Veneridae. Bases 160 to 1038 code for a protein of 292 amino acids.
CGGAAAUAUGGUAUGUCGGUGAUUUGAUUUGAUACUGUAUUAUCCCAUACAAUUCAUACAGCAUCUUUGCAAGGACUACGUAUACAUUGUUUUGUAAUUCGCUCAAAACUGCCACGAAGAACAGGAAAAAAAGGUAAUACUUAUAACCUGUAUCAAAAGAUGGGAUGUGUUGAAAGUAGGAAAACAAGAAAAGCUGCUAAAAGGUCCAAACAGAUUACUGAGCAAUUAAAACGUGAAGCAGUGCGAAAAAGGGGAGAAAUCAAAGCGCUAAUCUUCGGAACAAGCUCGUCUGGCAAAGAGGUGUUUAUUCAACACUUGCGGCGGUAUACUGAAGCUCACAGAGAAGAUAUUGAAAUGGAUGAUAUUGCGACAGGACAGUGUGCAGUAGACACACAAACAAAAAGUAUUCUAGAAACCCGUUUAACCAUCUACGGAAGGGAUUUUAGACUUCUAGAAUUUGCAGGUGAAAAGUCUUUGUCAAAGACUAAAUGGAUGCAUUGUCUCGAGGAUGUCAACGUCAUUAUUUUCGUUGCAAACAUCAGUCAUUAUGAUGUGACGACUGCAGGAAACCCAGAGAAGAACGCUAUGUUAGAGAGUAUGGACUUAUUUGAAGAAGUGUGCCAAAUUAACUGGUUCCGGGAAACGCCAGUCCUUCUCAUUUUCAGGGAUCCUAAAUUGUUUGAAGAAAAACUUUUGAAGACAUCACUCAGUUCAUGCUUCUCGGACUACAAUGGUUUAGACACAUUUGCAGAAGCUGCAGCCUUCGUCUUGUCUAGAUACGAAGUUCUUGAUCUACGGAAUGACACACGUUUGAUACAAAACAUAUUUUUACACGAUAAUGACGAAGACGACCUGUUAUCUAUAAUUCAUAUCAUAAUUUGUGUGUGCCCUGUGGAAGAAAUACAAACAGACGAUGCAUCGGGGUUUCGUCAGACCGGGAUAUGCGAUGAGUCAUUGUGUGAAAUAUGUGUAUUUAUGUUAUGGUACUGUCUGUACUGCUGUUUUGUUCUGACACGGUCUCGUCGACAGCGUCGUUAAUUUAAAAUAUGUAAAGACAAUGAUUUUGCUUUUAUUUCUUUAGUUUACAUGUAUUUGUGUAUAUUUAAGAAAUAAUAAGUUCCCAAACGUGGUUUAUCGUAGAAUUACCCGAGUCUUUCGUUCUUAUGCGAAACAAUAUAUCACGAAGGCCGUAGGCCUAUGGCCUUCGUGAUAUAUUCUUACGCAUAAGAACUCAAAACACGGGUUGUUCUACGCUAAACCACGUUUGGGAACUUAUUAUUUCGAUUCUAACACGACAUGCUAGUAUCAACAGUGUCAGAAAAAAUGGUAACUACUUUUAACGACCGUGCUACGCACCUGGAUCGGAUGACGUCAUUGCACGUGAGUGGUUUAUUGCAGAAUAACCCGAGAUAGAUUUUGCUCUACAUGAUGUAUGUAGGUUAUUUGCUGGUCGUGUUAGAAUAUAGAUUAUAAUUGAAACCAUGAAGUCCGAUUGCAUAUAUUUCCAAGAUCGGAUAUGUUCUCAUUGCAGGUAUACGUAUCGGACAGAUUUAAAGAAUCAUUUACUUCAGUGUAUUAGAUCUAGUUUGCACUGUAAUGGACAAAGGUUUUCGAUAAUUAUUUAAUGCAAAGUCACUGUGUAUUCUAUCGCAACUUUACAAACUGAUUAAAGCAAAACAGCAGCUGAGUUCUAUGUAAAACAUAGUGUGAUAAUCCUACCAGAAGUGCAUAACCCGCUCACGCGCGUUCAUUUUUAUUCCUGUAUAGGUUUGGCGGGAGUAAAGCGUCGAAUGUAGUCCCUAACACUAUAUAUUUCAUUUUUUUUCGGGGGUAAAAAAGGCAUUUUCAUGCUAGGUAUUGCUUUUAUUUUCAGCAGUCAUAUCCUUAUAGAGUAUUUCAGAUAUAUGGAAGUUGGUAAUAUGUAGUUUAAGAAUGUUUCUUAAUGACAGCUGGGGAUGCUGGAAAAGUUUGCGGAAGAAUACAUUGUUUACAAUAGUGAUGUCA